AUGUUUUUCGAUACGAGUCAUGCGAUUUGGAUCUUUGUUUUGCAUCUGGUCGUUAUUCGAUGUCAACUUCCCAAACUUCAGCCCGGCGAUUUAGCUCCAUCGUUUGCGUUACAAACACUCAAUGGGAGAAUAGUUUACAGGAAAGGCAAUUCGACUUCUAGAACGCCAACACAUCCCGUUAUAUUUCAUUUAUUUACGAGACGUUCGGCAUUUUUAGAAGCCUUGUGGAACAAUGACACAUCGCUGGAGGAGUUCCUUGAGCUGUCCCCUGGCAAUACUCAUUAUGUUUUCAUGUCAAGCGCAGACUCUAGGUCCAUGUACGAUAUUUUAUGGAUGAGAACUCGGCUUCAUAGAGCCAUCGAGAAAUAUUAUAUAAGGUAAGUUUAUAAUAUCAUUCAUACUGAGUUGAGUUGAACAUCAAAAGACAGUGGUUUUCUUGUAGUCACUCUGUAGUGCAGGGCCCACUAGAUUUCCUCACAUUUUUGUAAGAAUUCUUUUUUAAGACCUUACAAAGAUAAAAUGUGGAGGGCAAACUCGCUAUCAAAUAAAGCCACUAUACAUCUCAAAGAAGUUUGAUAAUAAUAAAUGCAUACACCCCAGCUAGGGGGAGGGACACCCCUGCAAAAAGAAAGGGUGUGGCUCAAGAAGCUUUGUUUGACCUCUCAGACCCGUAGAAGGUACAUAAUGUGCUAAUUUUAACUGUUGUGAAGACACAGUCAUCAAGUGUUUUUUCCUUUUGUUUUGUCACUCAUGACUCUAAAAUCUGUUUUUUCAUGGAUACCCUAAGUGAUACCAAAAUGAGCUUUUUAGACCCCUAAAUGAGAUGAGAGCUUCCCCAAUCAUUUCAAAUAGGAGUUUGCCCACCAGAAACAAAACAGACACUUGUCUAUCAACAGCCGAUAGGCUACCGACACUCAAUCAGUGCAUGGGUAAAUGGAUAUUUUAGUUAUCUACCCAUAUCAAAAUACUACACACCUACAAAUAAUUUAAAUGCAGCUGUUUGAGAUCCUGACAUGAUUUAUAUAGCCUGUGUCAGGUUCUCAGAUAGUAUAGAAGGGACAUAAAUAAAACAGGCAAAGCGAAAAAAAGUCCACUGCCCUGUCUCUCCCCAACCCCUUUGCAUUUUUCACAUCACUUUUUACUGAACAACUGCACAACUAUCUUGGAGCCAACAGGCUAGACAUACAGUACUAUGCCAUAAACCAGCGUUUCAAGCUCUAAAAUGCUCUAUUUAAAUAAUAUAGCUGUUAAAAGCUACUGGCAGUAAGGCUUACAUAUUUUCAAGUGUUCAAGAGAGCUGAGGGGCUUUUUGAAUACAGUUAGAGUGGAAGGUGUUGGGGAGCUCUUUUUCUCCAGAGGAAACACAAAAUGUCACUUAGAGAAAACAGUAACAAAACUCCCUUUAUAUAAAAGAAUCUCAAUUUGUAUUCCUGGCUAUAUAACUCUAUGUAUCACACUUUAAAUUUUUACUUAAAAUCUAUUAAUAAUUUCUUAAAUUAAUAAUAUAUUGUGCUUUUAUAGGAAGAUAAACCAGUUAAAACAUAGGUUUAAGAAAUCCUGUCAGCAACAAUUCUCAAGCAGUGCACAUCAUUUUUUACAUGCACAUCACCAUGCUGAAAAUGUGGAGAAAGAACCAUUUGAAAAAUUAUCUGUACUGAAACAACACCAUAGCACUUUAAAAACUACUGCCUGUAACAAGAGCUGGACACAGUCAUGGAAGGAUCGUCUGCAUUUUACUAGCCUACCAGUGUAUGAAUUUGGAAAUUGGAUUCCUUAUGCAUCAAUGCACUGGCCUUGUUUUGGUUCGGGUUGUGCUCUUGCUCAAGUUAUAUUCAAGUCAAGGGAAGGUAUCAAAGUUAUAUUUUUCUCAAUUAUUGUGUUUGUUUAGGAAUACUGUGGUCUCUCAAUUGCACUGUAAAAUGUACCUAGUGUUUUAUUUUGAACUUGGUUUUAGGAGCUUGGCAUUUGUGUUGGACACCCCAGUUUAUUCUGAUAGAGACUGCUUUUAUUUUUUAUAAGUUUGAAAUAAAGAGGAUGUUUAUUGACAGCCCUGUCAGUAAUUUGCCCUUUUACUGCAUGUACCUAAUGAUAAUGGAAAAAUUCUUGUCAGUGAUGUAAUAAUAUAUGUGCUCUGAAUCCAAAAAACUUUACACUUUUGGAAAUAUGGGUAAAUUCCCAUCCAAAGCAGAAAGAAAUCAAAAAACUAUUUUAUCUUGGAGACUCGGUGACCCCUACAAGAGAGUGGGAGAUUAGUGCUGUAUCCUGGAGAUUCCCGCAUAUCCUGGGAGCUGAGUGGCAUAUAUGGUUUAUUAUAGAUGUACCACAAAUGAUAUGUCUGAGGGGUUUAUUUAUGGCCACCUGUUAUACACUUUCGCCCAGCUUAAUUGGUAGUUAAUUAUUGAGUAUUACCUUUUUUUUCAAAAAAUAUUUUAUCUGAUAUCUUAUGUCUCAUUUCACCCUUCAGUCUGACCUGAGCUGGUCAUUUUGUUUCCUUUAAGGAUUUUAAUCAGUUGCUGCUCACUUACUUCACUAGCUCUACUUUAGCGGCAUCUGCUUGUAGCGUUCCGGCUGUCACAGGGAGGUGAAGUUAUCAAUCAGCCAUCUCCUUCAUCCGUUACCUUGAGCUUUGAAGUCCAUUCCCUCUCAAUGCUUUACCAGAGCCCAUUAUUAGCCAAAUGUUUGGGGCUGACCCUGCCAGGUUUUGGUUGUUUGCAAUCCCAGCAUCAUCAGAGCUCAAUAAACUCUUGAAUUCCAGCUUAUCCUUUGGGCAAGCAGCUCUCACAUUUUGCUUGCACAGGGCCAUUUCUUGCCCAUCUUAGUUAAUGAUUUUGUUGGAGGAUGAGUUGUUUCAACCCUUGUCCAUUGGACAUGUCAGCUUUCAAAGUUACUUGCCCAGCAAGAAAAUCCACUUGUCCCAUCAGGCCAGUCUACCCAACAGACUUUUUUCGAGCUCUUAGCCUGGAUAAGGGGUUGAACUUGGGAGGCUGCUGCCGCAACAUUAUUAUAAACGCAUCUUUCAUUCCUGGUGCAUAAACAACCAACUCCUGCUUGCAAUUACCAUUACUUACAUGUACAUAAAGCUUUUCAAAGUGUGGAUAUACUGUGUUUAAUGUAAAUAUGCGCCUAUGUAUUGUCCCGUUCAAUGUAUCUUCUCUUUGUACCUACAUAGUUCAGAUAAAAAUCCUUUGUUGUUUUCUGCAUAGGUGAGGUGGUAUUGGUGGCAAAAAGACUAGAUGCAAGAUAUGACUGGCUGCCAUCGCCACACAAUUUAAUUCACAGACAUUCCCACUUCAUCGUUAGUUACUAUGGAAAUGCUUGCAACCUUAAGCCUGAGUGGAGAGUAGCUAAAAAACAUCUUGAUAAUGACAAGAAACAGAAGAAGAAAACAAGUGAAGGAAGAAUUGCACUUGUGUCUCCUGGUGAUUGCUCUUUAUUUACCAAGGUGAUUACCUUCCCAGCCUGCUAGGGAGGGGGCUUCUUCCAUAUAUUGGCUUUUAAUAUCCCAGCAACAUAUUAACCCUUUGUUUUGGACUGUGCCAGAGACCUCUGUUAUAUUUUCUGGAAAAUUAUAGCAACUCUAGGUUUUGGGUAAGGAUUUAGGGAGUUUAUCAAGUUUAUGUACUGGGUUAGCAAAAUUCUGCUGAACUAGGUUCUUAGCAUGCUCCAGGCUCAUUUUGUACGUGUCAGUACACACGAGGGAGCGUUUUCAAGUUCGCUCAAUUUACCCCGGGAGCUUGCUCCCAAAUAUUUAACCUGUUAAAUAUUGUGGAGCAUUUUGUGGGGUGGAAAUUCUGCUCCCCAAGAUGAAGUAUACCCUUGAAAUCGUUGGCACACACGGAGGGGCUUUGCUCCCGGUGCGUGCCCCUGGAGCAUGCUCCGGGAGCAAAAUCCCUCGUGUAUAUCGGUCUUAAGGGAUCCAGGGUUCCAGUGGCACAUCUCCAAAUUCUGAGGUUGGGUUAUGCUGAUGACAAAUUCUAGGCUUGCUAUCGAUUAGUAACAAAUUUACUGACUUUUUAUCUCAUUAGAUUCACCACAUGAGCCAGGCUGGAGUUCAUUCAAUUCUCCUGUACCCUGAAGCUAAUGAACCAAUCAAGGAACUGACCUGUAACAGUCCACAGUGCUUCAUUCCACUUCAUAUAUCAGCUUCAAUGAUUUCACACAAAGAUGGCUGUCAUAUAAGAAAGCUUUUGGAUGCUAAGAUGAAACUCUUUGUUUCCUACCAAUUUACUCCCCAAGAGAAUUUUUUCCUGGCUAUCGAUGGCCAGGGAAAACUUUCGGAAGUGGGCUUGUUUCUAUUUCCAUCUUUGAAGUUUUUGGCUUAUGAGGCAAAAUGGUGAGUAUUGGUACUGUAGGAAUAACGUAAGAUAGGAUUAUUGAACACAACUCUUGCCAGGCUUUCAGAUAGUAGGAACAUCACAAAAACAUGCUAAGUGAAAAUAAGCAGUUUCGUAUGUGCAGCAUAGUGCACCUCUGCACUGCACAACAGGCAGUUGUAUGUUGAAUACAGUCAAAGCUCCCAUAGUGAAACCUUGACAAACCUGCCUACUGAACAAUUUUUCUUUGUCAUUUUACUUUGUCAGCUUGACUGGGCACAGACGACCCAAGUGGAAGUGGGCAGGGAUGGGGCACCUAACUUCCAUACAAGUUACCCUCCCCUCCCUACCCAUGCCCACAAGCCAUGACAUGCCUAAAGACACUAAUACCGGGGGUGGUCUCUCCAUGAGUUUGUUUUGCCCCUAGGAAUCCAGGAUGGAGUUGAACUCGGGCCAGCCACUCAGUAGCCUUGACCACAGACAUAAAAUUUGUCCGUGAAACAGCGCCGAAAUCCUUGUUCUGGGCCUCCACCUGUGUACCAGGCCCCAGUUGUUCAAAAGGCGGGUAGCACUAUCCAGUGGAUCAAUCUCUAUCCAUAGGAUAACACAAUUAGUUUCCCAAAUACUUAUCCGCUGGUUAGGGAUUUAUCCGGUGGAUAGCACUAUCCUUCAUUUGACUAACUGGGGCCAGGAUUUGAAUACGCGCACAAUUAGCCAGUUGAAAAAGCUAUUGUCAAUUUGCUGAUCAGAUUGAAGGGUAAAAAAUUUGAAACAGAUUUCUGGUUAUUCACUGAAUCCAUUGGAGGUUCAGAACAAGGAUCAGUGCUGCUUUACAGACAUCAUUAACCAAGAUUAGAUUACAUCGUGAUGCAGGUUAGCCACUCUAAAACAAUGGCGGAUCCAGGGGAGGGGCUGUUCCCUCCCCCGCUUUAUUUUUAAACCAAACUGAAGCCUAGAGGGCCCCAAAAAAAUUUUUUGGGAUGACCCCUCCUCCUCCCCCGCCCCCAUCUCAAAGUCUGGAUCCAGCACUGCAAAAACUGAUUCAACCAGUUGAGGAGAACCAGCCUUUUCAUACUCUUCUUGCUUAUUUUGUAAGGUUCAAUUACAAAACUGAUCUCAUUCACAACCUAACUGGCAGUGCAAGAAUUAUCCCUGUGUUUAACUACUCUCAUAUGGAAG
Messenger RNA from Porites evermanni, 5492 nucleotides. The record is from the annotation of a GenBank genome assembly. Lineage: Eukaryota; Metazoa; Cnidaria; Anthozoa; Scleractinia; Poritidae.